GGGAGAAGAGUUGCUCAUGAAAAAGGGCACAAAUGAUUAAGAUGGAACCGUACCCUAUUGGGGAGCCUUCGCCCGUCAUAUCACAUGACAACGAGCCUCAGCCGUCAUCUUCUCAGCUGUCCCCAAGAUCUGUAGGCCCUGGACGCCCACCUAAGGGACAAGAGCUUGACUACUCCACCAAGAGCCACAAGUGUGAAGUUUGCGGCAAGCUGUUUCCUAAUUCGCAACAGUUAGGCCAGCAUCACUUAGUCCACAGUGGCUUGCGUAAAUAUCGCUGCUCAUUCUGCGAUAAAACAUUCAAGCAACUUUCCCACAUACAGCAACACAACAGAAUGCACACGGGUGAACGCCCAUUUAAGUGUGGUGUGGAGAAUUGUGGGAAGGGGUUCACGCAGCUCGCCAAUUUACGUCAUCAUAUGACUGUACACGAGAAACACCUUGGCUUGUACGAGAGAAAACAGUAUCAGUGUACAGAGUGUAACAAAACAUUUGUUACACAGUCGAGCCUUCAAACACACAAAAAUAAGCAACAUAAUGGUGAAGGAAACACGGAUACAAUUCCCUGUCCAUAUUGCCGAAAGAGCUAUACAAGUGAGGUUGCCUUGGCAACGCAUGUUUAUCACAAUCAUACAAGUUUCUGGUCCCAGUUUGCAACAUUCUCUGGGAAAAAAUCAUUACAUGAUUUUCUCCCAACUGGCAAACCCGUAUCUGCAGCAUCUAUUCCACAGCGAUUUGAAUGCCAGAUUUGCCACAAGAAAUAUAGCCAUGAGUCUGGGCUUCUAAAACACAUGGUUAUACAUCCUAGCCUGGUCAGCAAUCCAGAUAUAAAGGUCUACCCCUGCAAGUUCUGUGAAAAGAUAUUUGCCCAGGAGAUCCACCUUAUACGUCAUGUCCAGAUGAAAAAUGAUGAUCUUCACAGAGAGGCCGCUCAGAAGUUUGGAAAUACACUUGGAUUGAGCUGUUUUGAUAUAAGUAAACGAGAAGCCAUAAGUGAGACUGGCAGAGACAGAGAAUCUCUGAGUCCUGAACCAGGCAGCUCUCAUUCAGAAAUUUCAAGGUCUGAGCGAUUGACCAGAGACAUCUAUGAAGAGAAUUUGGAGGAGCCUCACAACCGACUUGUUAUCGAUAUGAAUUUUGGGAAAAAGCGCAAAUUGGAUGAGCUUGUUAGAAUGGAUAGGACUGAGACUGAACAAGUUCAGCGAGACUAUAGUGACGUUGAUGAAAGGAGGAGUCCAUCUGUGUCUCCAAGGAGUCCGCCAAUUUCCCCACCUUUCAAACAGUCUAUACCAGAUAUUCGUCACUUCAGUCACGCCAGUCAUCGUACAUUCUUCGCUUCUAGUAAUGUUAUUGUACAGAGCCAACCUGAGGCUGAUCAAAUCUCACCAAUCAAUCUCAGCACUAAUGCAACUGUUACCCAUAAUACAUUGUACCAGCAGACGUCACCUAUCAAAGAUUCACAGCAGCCAGAAGACUCUGACAGUUUUUCUAAUAAUCGAUCAUACUCUACUAAAGAUCCUAUUGCAUCGAAUGAGUUUGUGGAUCAAAUAUUAUCGCUUACUCAAAAGGAAGGCAUGGUACCUCAUAAUCGGCACCUAGAAAAUCAGCAGACAUCUGAACAAUACAAUGAAUACAUGCCCUGAAGGCAAACAUCUGGACAAUACAAUGAAUACAUGCCCUGAAGGCAGACAUCUGGAAAAUACAAUAAAUAUGUGCCCUGAAGGCAGAUAUCUGGACAAUACAAUUAAUACAUGCCCUGAAGGCAGACUUCUGAACAAUACAAUGAAUAAGUGCCCUGAAGGCAGACAUCUAGACAAUUCAAUGAAUACAUGCCCUGAAGGCAGACAUCUGAACAAUACAAUGAAUA
Owenia fusiformis is the source of this 1864-nucleotide messenger RNA. Lineage: Eukaryota; Metazoa; Annelida; Polychaeta; Sabellida; Oweniidae. The record is from the annotation of a GenBank genome assembly.